AUUUAAUUUUCAUAUUUAAAGUUUUAAUUCAUGUAGGUAUUUUAUGCCACUUAUUAAAAUGUUAAAAACUUUUCACAAUGAUGGGUCUAUCUAGAAGAUACUCCUUUACAAAAGCAUAGUAAACAAUCAUAUAGAAUUUAAAAGACCAAAGAGGAGAACCCACAUGGAUGAAAUGAAUUGAAAUAACAAAUGAAAUAACUGAAAUAUAUUCUAAAAUCAUCUCCAUGUUUGAGUUUUUCAUCUAAAUAUAGUUCUUCUGAAAAGUGCAAAGAAUAUAAUAUCCUGAUGUUAUUGUUUGUUGAUUACAAAAAGCAUUUGGCAAUAGAAGAAAGUGAAGGGGGCGGGGGCAGCGGUUCUGGAGCCGUGGCAGCCGCGGCAGUGACCGCUCUGUGUCGGUGGUCAGUCGGUCGGACGGUCGCAGUGCCGCACACAGAAGGGCUGGAGCCGUUACCGCCGCCAGGACAUGAUCCGAAACGGACACGACGCCGUGGAUUCCUCCAAGAAGCUCAGUCCGGGGACCAAAAGCACCGUACGGGUCUGGUGCGACGGCUGCUAUGACAUGGUACAUUAUGGGCAUUCAAACCAGCUUCGUCAGGCACGGGCCAUGGGAGAUUACCUUGUCGUAGGGGUCCACAAUGAUGAGGAGAUUGCCAAGCACAAGGGCCCUCCUAUCUUCACUCAGGAGGAGAGAUACAAGAUGGUCCAGGCCAUCAAGUGGGUGGAUGAGAUUGUGGCUGGUGCUCCUUACGUCACUGCCCUGGAGACUCUGGACAAAUACAACUGUGAUUUCUGUGUUCACGGCGAUGAUAUCACCUUAACUGUGGAUGGGCGGGACACCUAUGAAGAAGUAAAGAAAGCUAGGAGAUACAGAGAAUGUAAACGUACCGAGGAAAUCUCUACUACUGAUCUAGUUGGCCGAAUGCUGCUCAUGACCAAGGCCCAUCACAACGGCCGGGAAUUGCCUUCAGAAUACCGGGAAUAUACUGACAACUUUGGCAAGUGCCCAAGGAGCCAUAGCCCCUGGACCGGAGUGUCACAGUUUUUACAGACAUCUCAAAAGAUCAUCCAGUUUGCUUCUGGAAAGGAGCCAGAACCAGGAGACACCAUCAUUUACGUGGCUGGGGCCUUUGACCUGUUCCAUAUUGGGCAUGUGGCUUUUCUGGAGAAGGUUUACCAGCUUGCAGAGCAACCGUACAUCAUUGCAGGCUUACAUUUUGACCAGGAGGUGAAUCACUACAAAGGAAUGAACUACCCCAUCAUGAAUAUGCAUGAGAGAACACUAAGUGUGCUGGCCUGCAAGUAUGUGGCUGAGGUAGUGAUUGGAGCCCCAUAUGCUGUCACAGCUAACCUCCUUGAUCACUUCAAGGUAGACCUGGUGUGCCACGGAACGACCGAGGUCAUGCCUGAUAAGGACGGUUUGGACCCAUACCAGGAACCCAAGAGAAGGAGCAUCUUUCGUCAGAUCGAUAGCGGCAACAGCCUCACCACAGACCUCAUUGUUGAGAGAAUUAUUAAGAACAGAUUAGAGUAUGAAGCAUAAAAUUAAAAGAAAGAAGCUUGGGAGCUAGCUGUCCUGAAAGCCAUAAAAAAAAUGAGGGGCAAUGCCAGAAGGGACAGCGGUGCAGGUGGAGAGCCCUUGUGAGGCCUAGUCCCAAGCAGCUCAAGCAGCACGCCUACCCCUCCUUCCCUGUCCCCACCCUGUCUUCCUCUGAGUGGGGCACUGCCUUUGGCUCUGCUCACUUUCUCUUGCCUUUCUGAGUUUAAAAUUUGUCACACCUACCAUUUUAAUGAAGCUGAGGCCCUUUUUAAUCUAGGCUGACUUGGGAGUAACUUGAAGCCUCUCCUGAUUAGGCCAGCAGGGUGCUGAGAUGGGAGGGGGAGGGGGGGACAAGGAGAGGGGAGUGGUGGAAGCGAACUUUUGGUGCUGGGUCUCCCGGAGUGUUUUUGGAGGGUUUGUAUUCUCCAGUAACACUUCUUGCCUAGGCUCUACUGCUCUGACUUCAUAGGAAAACAGGAGGACCUGCCAGAACUCUGAACAUUUGGAAUCCGAGCCACUAGCAGGUUCUGGCUGCUCUUAAUCCCAGCUUCCCUUCCCUUGGCACUGCCCACCUCCCAGGAAGGGAGAGGAACAAAUCACAGUUGCCUGGGGCCUCGCCUAACAUUAAGCACAAUCCUAAUGGACUUAGGAAACUUGUCUUCCACUGUCCCCCAAAAAGCGGGGUUUCCUCUGCCUGGCCCCCAUCCAGCCUCACUUCUUGGCUGGCGUGAGGUGGGGGGGAGAGGGGGUCAGCCAUACCCAAAAGGGAAUGAUCCAAAUGGUGACUUUCUUUCUCCUUAGGAAAGGGAUUCCACCUCCCUAAACUUCCUUGCCACCUCAUCCCUUCAUUCUCCUUAUGUUGAGAGUUAUACUCCAAAGCAUCCUGAGCCUGAGCUCUAGGGCCUUCAGUUUUCACCUGCAACUUUGCUGCCUGGGGCCCCAUAAUCCUCCCCUCAUCCUGCUGCUCCCUGUACAGACUUUGUAUUCUGAUUUUUGUAUCAAACUGGCUGUUGUAAAUUUCUUUGUCAGUGGAACUUAAUAAAAUAUGGUGGGGAUACUUGCAAAAAAAAAAAGAAGAAGAAGAAGAAAGUGAAGAUUUAAAGGCUCUCCUUCAAUAAGAUUUCUCUUGUGCAUUUAAAUCAUGUAAGAUUUUUUGAUGAAUGCAACCACAAAUACAAUUGUCCAACAGUUUCCUGUUAUUGAUGUUAUUGUGUCAUAAAAUAAAGCAAAGGAAUUUGCCACUGUUAUAAAGAAUAUCUACUUCAGGGUUAAAAUGAAAGAGAUAUUCCCAAUUGUAGAGGCCUUCUAUAAGGUCCUUUUUGCAGAUAAUUGUGCUAAUUUCAUCAUGCCCCAGAACAUUCCAAGACUUCCUCAGCAACAAUUUCAUGACAACUCCAAAGAGAUCAGACUAAUAUUCUAUACAGGGAAAAGUGGAUGAAAAAUGCCUAUUCUCCAACUAAGGCAUAUAAUUGAAAGGCUAAUACAUUUAGUUAAAGAAGGGAAGAGAAUAAACAUUUAUAUAAUAGUGCCUACUCUA
Messenger RNA from Antechinus flavipes (yellow-footed antechinus), 3074 nucleotides. RefSeq names its product ethanolamine-phosphate cytidylyltransferase-like. Gene Ontology annotation, biological process: phosphatidylethanolamine biosynthetic process. The record is from RefSeq and is a predicted model, not a curated record. The transcript has a single exon. Gene Ontology annotation, cellular component: cytoplasm. Gene Ontology annotation, molecular function: ethanolamine-phosphate cytidylyltransferase activity. Bases 464 to 1540 code for a protein of 358 amino acids. NCBI's taxonomy places the organism in Eukaryota, Metazoa, Chordata, Mammalia, Dasyuromorphia, Dasyuridae.